Messenger RNA from Pygocentrus nattereri (red-bellied piranha), 2424 nucleotides. It is a transcript of the gene tmem135, whose product is annotated as transmembrane protein 135. The transcript is spliced from 14 exons. Lineage: Eukaryota; Metazoa; Chordata; Actinopteri; Characiformes; Serrasalmidae. The record is from RefSeq and is a predicted model, not a curated record. Bases 33 to 1517 code for a protein of 494 amino acids.
GACGACUCGGGCAUCGCUAGCCUUCGGUAGACAUGGCCGCUCUCAGCAAGUCCAUCCCGCACAGCUGCUAUGAGAUCGGACACACCUGGUGUCCGUCGUGUACGGUGUCAGUCCUGCAGGUGACAGCCGGCGCCCUGGAGGUCUCCUUCAAGAUAUACGCGCCGCUGUAUCUAAUUGCCGCCAUCCUAAGGAGGAGGAAAAAAGAUUACUACAAGAAGAGGCUCAUCCCCGAGAUCAUGCAGUCCACGUCCUUUCUGACCGCAAACGGAGGCCUGUACAUCGCCUUUUUCUGCAUACUUAGGAAGCUAUUGGGUCGUUUCUACUCCUGGACUGUGGGCUUUGGAGCUGCGCUGCCUGCCUCAUACAUCGCUAUUCUGAUAGAGCGCAAAAGCAGGAGAGGACUUCUGACGAUAUAUAUGGCAAAUUUGGCAACUGAAACAGUAUUCCGGAUGGCUGUCGCACGUGGCAUUGUUAAUCCUUUAAAGCACGGAGAGGUUUUGCUCUUCUGCUUGACUGCAUCACUCUACAUGUUUUUCUUCAGUGCGUUGUCUUCUUAUCUACCAUCGUCUGUCGUCCAGGAUAAGACCCGAGCAGAACGGCUUGAUUCCUGUGUCGUUUACUCCGCUUGUUUGUUAGCUAAAGAGGAUUAUGUGUUUGGCUGGGGCAGAUUUAUUGUAGGAAAGGAGGAGCUCCCCACACAUUCCUACCAGGCGGAGACCGCCAGCGCUUCUCGCUCAGAGAGGGCAGACGUCCCACCCAGCCCUCAGCCAGAGGAGGGACGGGUGUCGUCCCGAAGGGGGGCCAUCGCUGCCCUGACGCGCAGACUGCUAGACACUCUAUGCAAACAUGGACCUAGACAUAGAUGUUGCAAACACUACCAAGACAACUGCAUCUCCUACUGUGUUAAAGGCUUCAUCCGAAUGUUCAGCGUGGGCUACCUCAUCCAGUGCUGUUUGAAGGUUCCGUCGGCAUUUAGGCAGGUUUUCACGAAGCCCUCUCGCCUUCUGUGGCUGCUCUACAACAAGGAGAACUUCCAGUUAGGAGCAUUCCUCGGCUCUUUUGUCAGCAUAUACAAGGGAACCAGUUGCUUCCUGAGGUGGGUGCGUAACCUUGAUGACGAGCUUCAUGCUCUCAUAGCAGGCUUCCUCGCUGGCUUGUCCAUGUUCUUCUAUAAGAGCACCACCAUCUCAAUGUACCUCUUCUCGAAGCUGGUGGAGACAAUGUAUUUCAAAGGCAUCGAGGCAGGGCGCUUCCCCUACUUCCCUGAAGCUGACACAGUAAUCUAUGCCAUCUCGACCGCUAUCUGCUUCCAAGCGGCGGUGAUGGAAGUGCAGAACCUGCGGCCAUCGUACUGGAAGUUCCUGCUAAGGCUGACCAAGGGCAGGUUUGCUCUGAUGAACAGAAAAGUACUUGAUGUGUUCGGGACUGAAGCAUCUAGACACUUCAAAGACUUCACACCCAAACUGGACCCAAAAUACAUGAUGUUUCCUCCAGGCAUGGACGUGGAGCUGAGCUAGUGGACCAGGCCGACCGCCACCGUGAUGCUUACGCCACAUAACCAAAUUCUAGAGAGUUGGGUUUGUCUCUCACUUCUACCUUCGUACAAUGUGAACGGCAUCGCCUUGGUUGAGAGCAUAGCUUUUCUGGUGUUGCACAGAGGCAGUAUUACGUGUUCAUAUCUGCUCAUAACCCUCGGAAGUAAAUUGGAGUUCUUGGCAGAGCUGAUCAGUUUCACCUUUUAUGGCUUGUUUGCUUUUACACCAGUAGGUGAAAAGCCUCGUCAUUCACUCGAUACAAGCAAGACGGUAACUAUUAUAGUUAAAAUUCUGAAAAAUUGACACGAUGCCUCAAUUGGCAGGGAGAAUGUAGAUGUUUUAAAUUAGAGAUUUACAUUUUUUUUUAUUAUCAACCAUGACACUUUUUGAGUUCGACCUCUGGCUGUUUGUUGGGAUAGAACUUUUCUGACCUUCUGUUUGCUCCGUCUCAGUCUGUGAGGGCGGUUACUGGACGACUGUAAAGCAGGCCUUACUUACAUCAGGGUUUCCUAUGUUCUGUUUUUUUUUUUAGUGGUUUCUUUACUGACAUUUUCAGUAGUGCACAAGUUUUAUCCUAAUUUAAAAAAAAAAACAACUGGCACUGCCCAAGAGCUAAACUGAUAGGUUAUUGAUAGGGUAUUUACGGACCUUUGGAGAAAAAGCCAGAUAAUCUGGGGUGGAGGGAUGAUAAUUAAACACAUCAUAGCCAGAGUUCUCAGUAGCACAGAUUUUAUUUAAAUUAGCAAUAAGCAUCUAGUGUAAAAUAAUAGUGAUAUAAUCAAGUAUUGCUGUAUACAUGUAUGAAACUCUGUAAUUUAUGUAAAAAGAAAAAAGCAUAAUGUCUUUUGUUGAUGUUUCUAUAAGCGCAAAUGCUUUCUAUUAAAAAAAA